Solea solea (common sole) is the source of this 4053-nucleotide messenger RNA. Its product is annotated as tyrosine-protein kinase receptor TYRO3. Lineage: Eukaryota; Metazoa; Chordata; Actinopteri; Pleuronectiformes; Soleidae. The transcript has 15 exons. The record is from RefSeq and is a predicted model, not a curated record. The coding region runs from base 433 to 3132 and encodes 899 amino acids. Gene Ontology annotation, molecular function: protein binding; ATP binding; ephrin receptor activity. Gene Ontology annotation, biological process: cell migration; multicellular organism development; phagocytosis. Gene Ontology annotation, cellular component: signaling receptor complex; plasma membrane.
UCCAGAAAACAUAAUUUGCAGGCAAGAGGUCAGAAGGUGGUUGGUGUGGAAAAAGAUGCACCUAUUUCUUCUUUUUUUUGUAAGGCCGCGGGGUCAAAUCCGGCCCGCGACGUCCUCACACAGGUCAACUCUUGCUCAGUCCCAACAAUUGUGAUGACAGAAUUUGACCUAAAAAUGAGAAGAAGAAACAUUUAUAAGUAGGUCCCAAAUUUUAUUUUGAAAUAUUAGGGCCAGACAUCCAUGAGGCAUGUAAAUCCCGCAGUUUGAGCCCAAACGUCUCUGUGUGGACGCCGUUGAGGAGAAGUUCUUGUGUCAGCGGUUCCCGUGCGUCACUGCUGUGAGUAGUCGAAUGUGAAAAAAAAAAACAGACAGGGACACUUGAGGGUUAAGUGACAGGUCAGAGAAGCGAGGAUUAGAAGGCAAGAGUGAGACAUGUCUGUGUGUAACGGCCGCGUUUUAUUGUGGACACUGUGGAUGUGGACGUGGGACAUUCGCUGUGAUGCUCGAGUUGAAGAGGUGGAGAUUUUCCGUUUUGACCGACAGUCUACCGUGAAGUGGACGUUUGACCCACGUUUAGAGUGGAAUGAGGUGAAUCUGAGACUUGACGCAGAGGGUACGGUGCCCGUGCUCCAGGCUUGUCGACAAACAGUGACGAGAACGGCUCUGAGUCCGUGGAUUGAGCGCAAAGACGCUCACAAUAUACUGUUGGAUAUCACCUUUGCCCAAGAGGAAGAGCCCUCCGGUCCGCAGAGCCCUCUGGGAAUUCAUCUUUUUGACAGAGACACCCCGCUCACAAGGUUUCAGAGUAGCUGGACACCUCUGGAGUUCCACAACUCGGAGCCAUUUGCUGCCACAGUCCCUCAGCACCAAUUAUCCAGAUAUUUCAAGCAGCGCCAGGGUCUGAGCCUGGGCUCAGUCACACACAAAGGCUUACAGCUCGGCUUCUCCUACUCAGGCACUUGUGUGUUCAUAUCUUCCAUGAGACUGUACUACAGGAGGUGUCCUGACACUGUGGCCCACCUGGCCUCGUUUGGAAGCUCAGCAGCCGGCUCUGGCCUGCUGACCGGUUCCUGUGUGGUUGGGGCUGUGGAGGUAUCUCCGCCGGUUAGUGAGUGUACCCUGGAGGGAGCGUGGAAGCCAGUGGACGGGGGAUGUUCCUGUGAACCUGGGCAUCAAGUCAGGGGCGACACCUGUCAAGCGUGCGGGAUGGGCUACUUCAAACCAGCAACAGCCAAUGACAGUGCAGGAUGCCAGGUUUGCCCAGCCAACACCAGGACACACAGAGAAGGAUCAGAAAGGUGUGAAUGCGUGCCAGGAUUCAGCCGCCUGCCGACUGAACCUGCUGACGUCGGCUGUACCAAGCCACCCUCUGCCCCUGUGAAUCUGACGGCGCAGCAUCACAACGACUCCGCGCUGAUCAUGUUGUGGGAGCCUCCUCUUGACUGGGGAGGCAGACAGGAACUGACAUAUCACGUUAAGUGUGAGGAGGCAGCAGAGACUGGCAGUCGGUGGCAGUUGUGUGGGGACCGCGUUGAUUUCCUGCCAGAUUCAUCAGAGCUGACCAGCACAUCGGUCAGCAUCAUAGGAGUAAACCCACACCAUGACUACAGACUGUCUGUGCAAGCUUGGAAUGAUAUAUCCAGCCUGCAGGGGGCGCAGCAAGCAUCUACUGCCACUUUAACCAUUCAUAAAUGGAAACGUCCCAUCGUGGUGAUCACUGUGGGUCCAGGAUUAAACAUCUCAGAGGAGAAACUAUCACCAGCUCGUGUGCACGACAAACGCCCCUUCCUUUGGCUGACAGUCGGUGUUUUAUUGGGUAGCAUUCUGCUCAUGGUUGUAAUCUCCAUUGCGGUGUGUGCCCGGCGCCAAAAGCACACCAGACUGCGCUCAGACGAAGACCUAGAGCUUGUGCCAGUGACUGCUGAACAUUCCUACCGACGUCCACAGGUGGAGGAGGCCACAGCUCAGCAGACUGAUGGGGUGGAGGAGGCGGCCCACGUGUUGGAGGGGCUUGGUGGAAGCCUGUUGGCCAAUCUGAAGGAGGUUCUGGUGGAUAGAAACAAGCUGACCCUGGGGAAGGAGCUCGGCAAAGGACAGUUUGGUUUAGUCUAUGAAGGCCUUUAUACUCCACAGGAAGGUGAAGACAUGAAGGUCGCCGUGAAGACCAUGAAAGUUGGCAUCCACUGCCAGGGGGACCUGCAUGAGGUCCUGAGAGAGGCCGAGAUCAUGAGGAACUUUCAUCACGAAAAUGUGCUCAGACUAAUCGGAGUGACUUUACAAAGAGAGGAGGACUGCCCCCUGCUGGUUCCUCUGGUCUUGCUACCCUACAUGAAACACGGGGACCUGCGCCGCUUCCUCGUCGCGACGCGCUACGGUGACAUUCCUAUGUUUGUGCCUCAUCAGAGUCUCCUGCGCUUCAUGAUCGACAUCGCAGCAGGGAUGAACUAUCUGAGCUCUCAGGGCUUCCUGCACAGAGACCUGGCUGCACGCAACUGCAUGUUGGGUGACGACCUCAGAGUGUACGUGGCCGACUUUGGCUUGUCAAAGAAAAUCUACAGCAGUAAUUACUAUCGCCAGAAAGUGACCGUUCGUGUUCCAGUGAAGUGGAUGUCGAUGGAGAGUCUGUCUGAGUCUGUGUACACGACCAAGAGUGACGUGUGGUCGUUCGGGGUCACCAUGUGGGAGAUCGUGUCCCGGGGCAGGACUCCUUAUCCUGGAGUCAGCAACCACGAGCUGCUGGACGUGCUGCUGUCUGGACACAGGCUAAAACCUCCUAAGGAGUGUGACCACAAACUUUAUGAAGCCAUGACGAGCUGCUGGGAAAAGGAGCCCGACCGGAGGCCUGGCUUCGCAGAACUGGGCGAGACACUGAAAGGUCUUCUGUCUGAGCUGCCGGUCCUGGAGGCCAGCCAGGAGGCCAGCUACAUCAACCAGGGCCUGGAGGCGGCUGCUGCUGCUGCUGCUGCUGCUGUCGUCUAUCUGGAGCCACAGGCAGACUCUGGAGGAAGAUGUGAAAAUGUCUACCUGCCUUCACCUGUGGCUGCUGUAGCAGCCAGAGAUGACGGUGCGGAGGAAGAGGACGGAUACUUGCGACAUACUCACUCAAUCACUGAAGAAAAAGAUGAACUGUGAUAUAUAUACUUUCUUGCUGCUGGAUGGCCUUUUCUGCCUGGAAACUGAAGUUUCUCCCUGCACCAAACUCCAUAGAGAAAAUCCGUGAUUUUAGCUGGCGGAGACACUAGCACUGCUGGUCUGCUGCUGCCUCAUUUGGCAGGUUUGUGUCACUUAGGUAAAUCCAAUUGAAGAAUUUCAAACACAGAAGUCACAAAGUACCACAUUUGAACUGACUAAUGAAAGCGGCAGUGGAUUAGCAACUCCUUUGUGCAGUCAUGUAAAAUCGCUGAUUUUCUCUAUAGACUUUGGUGUAGGGAGUGAGCAAUUUGAACAUUUUUGGACUAAUGUUCAUUUAUUUACUAAUCUACUUUGAUUUCAAACCCUGCCUUUCUUUCUUGAGGUUAUUUGUUAAUUUUUAUAGAUAAUAAAAUCAUAUUAUAUUUUAUCAUGUAUAUAUUUCAAAAUGUUUUCAGACCAAAUUCCAGAAUUCUUGCUGUUAUAUUGACCAAUGAAAAAUACCGUGCGAGACACAUUUUUGCAGUGUUAUGUCAGCCAUUGUUUUCCUGUCUCUUUCCUGGCUUUGUUUGUGGACGAUUAGUCAGAAAAUUGUAAUUGUGAUAUUGAUUAUAGGCAUUUAUGAUUUAAAUAUUUGUUAAACUGCCAGUAAGUGGUUGCCUUUUUUACAUGUUGGUUUGUUUCUGUUUUUUCAAUCUUAAUAUGACAUGGAACUGCAGUUGGUUCAUGACCAUUGCUAAUGUAAACGCUUAAACUAAUGCCGUCUUCACAGAUCCUUCAUUCACAAAAAUGUCUUUAGAACCCAAACUACCCAAACAGAAGUAAGUGUGUAUUAAUGUUUUAUAUUUUCUAUUUUUAUAUGUAUAAAUUAUAUUUUAUGUAUUCAUUAUUUUUACAUUUCAUAAUAAACUACAAAUACCAGUA